Effrenium voratum is the source of this 425-nucleotide messenger RNA. The record is from the annotation of a GenBank genome assembly. Lineage: Eukaryota; Dinophyceae; Suessiales; Symbiodiniaceae.
UUUGGCUUGUCGGCAGCUGCUCAAGUCAAACACUCUGGCAGUUGCCUUCCAGCUAGCCAUGAGCAGCUUCAACUUUCUUGAUGACGAAGUGAGCGAGGUGGAACGAGCCAACAAGGACUUGGCACAGUUGGACCGCACGGCUGCCAAGAAGCCGCCUGCACAGUGGAGCGCCGCGCGCACCAAGAGCACCUUCGAGGAGCAGAGCAUGGUGGGUGAUCGUGCCGGUGCUCAGGGCGGUGGUGGUGGCGGGGGCGGCGGCCCAUCCCUGCCCUUUCGCAUCCGUGAGGUGAAGCUCUUCCCGCGCUCCAUCGGGGCAGAGCCGGUCUUCAGCAUUGCCAAGCCUCGGAUGUUGGAUCAGUGAGCGCAGACGAAGUCUCUAUCCGUAGGCCAGUGGAUGGGUGGCCCAAGUGAGACAUGGACCUGUG